AUGAGUGCGAUUCUGUCGGCAGACGAUCUGAAUGAUUUCAUUUCUCCAGGCGUCGCGUGCAUCAAGCCUGUAGAGAACCUUCCGCAAAAGAGCUCAAAAGAUCAGGAGAACUCAUACGAAGUAACAACAGAAGAUAAAGUUCAGCCAGAGACUCUCCCUCCGGCGCAAAUUUCUUUGACAGAUUGCCUUGCCUGUUCCGGCUGUGUCACCUCGGCUGAAGCGGUGCUGAUAUCCUUGCAAUCUCACGCAGAGGUCCUGAACACCCUCGACGCCCAUCCGGGAAUUCCUUUUGUACAAGGACAGCAUGGAACAGCACUCGGAAACAUAGCCACCGAUGGAGAGGGAAAGAUUUUUGUCGCCAGCGUAAGCCCGCAAGUCAGAGCUGGCCUGGCUGCCACCUAUGGGAUCUCGGAAAAAGAGGCGGGAUACAUGAUCGAUCAUUUCCUACGUGGGCCCCAAGGAUUACGAGCAGGUGGAAAACAUGGCAAUGGCUUUACAUGGGUUGUGGAUACGAAUGCCGCACGAGAUGCCGUUUUGGUCCUCACUGCAGAUGAGGUUUCCGAAUCUAUCACUGACCCGGGCUCGGUUGCCAGUGAUUCGGAAUUCGCUCUUCCCAAACGGCCGAUUCUGUCAUCUGCUUGUCCCGGGUGGAUCUGCUAUGCUGAAAAGACCCAUCCAUUUGUUCUCCCGCACUUGUCACGCUUGAAGUCUCCACAGGCGUUGUCUGGGACCUUCCUGAAAACAGUUUUGAGCAAGUCUCUCGGUGUUCCACCAUCUAGCAUCUGGCAUCUGGCAAUCAUGCCAUGUUUCGAUAAGAAGCUGGAAGCCAGUCGUGAAGAGCUGACAGAUGUGUCCUGGCAACUUCCUGGUAACCAAAGUAGCUUGGAACCGCAUCAGCCAGUGCGGGAUGUGGAUUGUGUGAUAACCACCCGCGAGCUACUCUCCCUGGCAUCAUCCCGAGGGAUUUCAUUGCCCAGUCUGCCACUGCAACCGCUUCCUUCCGAUUCCACACUGCCAUUCCCUGAAAAAGUACUUGACUUUUUCACAUCCUCUCGGCAUCCCUUCGCCGAUCAAUCCAUUGAAACAGGUACAUCUGGCGGGUAUUUAAACCAUGUUCUCAAGACCUUCGAAGCCCGGAACCCCGGAAGCAAGCUUGUGACAAACCGCGGGCGCAAUGCGGAUGUGGUCGAGUAUAUACUGAUGUCUUCCGAUAACCAGACCAUAUUGAAAGCGGCUAGGUACUAUGGUUUUCGGAACAUUCAGAAUCUCGUCCGUAAAUUAAAGCCCGCUCGAGCAUCCAAGAUGCCGGGAGCAAAGCCCAUUGCUGCAGGGAGACGCCAGCCAAUGUCCCGCAAUACUGCCUCUAGCGGCUCAUCGGGUUCUGACUAUGCCUAUGUGGAGGUCAUGGCUUGUCCCGGUGGUUGCACCAACGGUGGCGGGCAAAUUCGUGUCGAGGACGCCAGAGAGGCUACUGGAUCUAUGCUUGCAGCAGAGACUCCAAAUGCUGAUGCUGCGUCUAAGCCAUCCCCUCACGAGCAGCGUGCUUGGCUUGCCCGUGUAGACGAGGCUUACUAUUCGAUGGACUCAGAUACAGAGCUUGAAUCGAAUCAGCUUCAGACCGUCUCGCCCAUAGAUAAGGAAGCGCACAUUCAUGAGAAACUGCUUCACUGGUCGCAAUUUAUGGGUAUUCCACUCUCCAAGUUGGUAUAUACAACCUAUCGCAAAGUGGAAAGCGACGUGGGUAAAGAACAGCCCCAGAAUAAUGACACUCAACGAGUGGCUGAGCUUGCUGGGAAAAUUGGUGGGGGGUGGUGA
This is a messenger RNA of Penicillium macrosclerotiorum, 1815 nucleotides long. RefSeq names its product iron-sulfur cluster assembly protein NAR1 (gene nar1). Gene Ontology annotation, cellular component: cytosolic [4Fe-4S] assembly targeting complex. The transcript has 2 exons. Gene Ontology annotation, biological process: iron-sulfur cluster assembly. Gene Ontology annotation, molecular function: 4 iron, 4 sulfur cluster binding. Bases 1 to 1815 code for a protein of 604 amino acids. Lineage: Eukaryota; Fungi; Ascomycota; Eurotiomycetes; Eurotiales; Aspergillaceae. The record is from RefSeq and is a predicted model, not a curated record.